Messenger RNA from Staurois parvus, 1344 nucleotides. The record is from the annotation of a GenBank genome assembly. Lineage: Eukaryota; Metazoa; Chordata; Amphibia; Anura; Ranidae.
AUGAAAUUCCCUGGCUCGGUGCUGGUGUCAGUCUCCCUGUUUGUGGCAGAGACAGUGACCGCCCUGUACAUAAGCAGCACAUACAGAUCGGCCGGAGACAAGAUCUGGCAGUCCCUGACCCUCCUCUUCUCCCUCCUGCCCUGUGUGCUGGUGCAGAUAAGUCUCAUCUUCAUUCACAGGGACCUGAGCAGGGACAGACCGCUGGUGCUGCUGCUGCAUCUACUGCAGCUGGGACCUUUAGUAAGAUGUAUUGAAGUGUUCUUCAUAUACUUCACUGCUGGCAAAGUCGAGGAGCCCUAUGUUAGCAUCACAAGGAAGAAGCAACUGCCCAAAGGAGGCUGUAGUGAUGAAGUGGAGAAGGAGCUGGGUCAAGCAGAGAGAAAACUAUUUACACAUAGGUCUGCCUUCAGCCGAGCAUCCGUCAUCCAAGCUUUCCUGGGAUCAGCACCUCAAGUGACCCUUCAGCUAUAUAUAUGUGUAAUGCAGAGAAAUAUUACAACAUCAUUGUGUGUCUUCAUGAGCAUCUCCUUGCUGUCUAUUGUGUAUGGAGCAUUGCGCUGCAACAUUCUGGCCAUAAAGAUCAAGUAUGAUGACUAUGAUAUCAGCGUCAAGCCAGUUGCCUAUAUUUGCAUAUUCCUGUGGAGGAGUUUUGAGAUUGCCACUCGAGUGAUUGUUCUGGUUUUGUUCAGCUCUGUCCUUCAAAUAUGGACCUUGCCGCUGGUGUUAAUGAACUUUAUUGUGUUUUUCUUUUACCCAUGGAUUCUUUUUUGGCAGAGCAAAUGUCCCUUUCCUGAAAACAUUGAAAAGGCAUUGACCAGGGUUGGCACAACUAUGGUUCUCUGUUUCCUUACUUUUCUGUAUGCCGGCAUCAAUAUGUUCUGCUGGUCUGCUGUUCAACUCAAACUAAAUGACUCAGACCUAAUCAAUAAGUCUCAAAACUGGUAUCGUAUGGCUGUUUAUUAUAUGGUGAGAUUUAUUGAAAAUGCUGCCCUGCUUCUGCUGUGGUAUAGUUAUAGAACAGAGGUAUAUAUGUAUGUAUGUGCUCCACUGGUGGUGCUGCAGCUUAUGGUUGCUUAUUGUUUGGCUGUUCUGUUUAUGCUCAUUUUUUUCUACCAGUUUUGCCACCCCUGCAAGAAACUUUUUUCCACAAGUAUUUCUCAGGGGCUCCUCUCCUGCUUCAAGUUCCUGUGCUACCUUUGUAUACCCUCCAAAGCUCCAAACAAAGGGGAUAAAUUUGGAGCCAAAUUGUCUGAUAGCUCUGAUAUCAGUGAGCAUAUGAGCAGCAGCAAGACUGUUGAAGCUCAAAAUGGAAACCCAGAGUUGGGUGCGUCUUCCAGUCCUUAA